UAGUUUCGGAAAACGUUUCUUGGACAAGCAAAACAGUUAAUAAAGGCAUUUAUUUACUCAACUCUUCAGUAAUUUUUUUGAUAAUUAAACUCUUCAGUAAUUGUUCUGCAACAACAAAAAUAAAUAAAGCUAUUGAAGUCAGAUCAUAGAAAAUAAAAAAAUGAAAACAUAGAUGGAUGCCAAAUGUCUGGACCUUCAUCCGCCACCGCCGCCGCAGCAACACUCCUAUAUCAACCUCAAGAAUCUUCCUCCGGCCACCGCCAUACCCUACUAUCAGGUUAAGAAAAACAAAACUACUACCAAAUAUGUGCCCAAAAUUUCUAAGCCAAGAACUGAAGAAGAAUUGAAGAUACUGAAAUUUGAUCUGGAGGCGGAUACAGAAGCAGAUUUAUUAGCUGAACAGUUUCAACAACAUAAAAUUGAAGAUAAUGUUGUUGGUUCUGUAACUUCUGUUAAGAGUAUAGAUUCCGGUAAUUUUGUUAAAUUGGGUGGAGUAAAAAUGGCAUCAGCUAAAGCUCAAUUACAUGAGAUUUGUGUAGCAAACAAAUGGAAGCCUCCUGUAUAUGAAUGCUGUAGAGAAGAAGGGACUGGCAUACUGAGACGGACUAAUCCAAGAUUUGCAAACAGAUUCACAUUUAAGGUUGUAGUUGAAAUUAAAGGGGCAGAAUGUAAAGCUUUGGAGUGCUAUGGUGAAUCUAAACCCAGAAAGAAGGCAGCAGCAGAGCUUGCGGCAGAGGGGGCAUUAUGGUAUUUGAACCAUCUUGGUUAUUCUAUUACUAACAAGAAGAAAAAAAAAUUAAGUGACAAUUAGUAAGGUGUUAAACUGGGUUAGAAUUUAAGUUAAAUGUGUUCAAACGCAAUUCACUUAAUUUAAAAAAUUAACGGGUUAGAAUUUAAGUUAAAUGUGUUCGCAUUGUAGGCGAAUUGAUUUAUUUAUGAUAUAAUUUAAAAUAUGUUGUUUCCAGGUUAA
This is a messenger RNA of Mercurialis annua (annual mercury), 970 nucleotides long. Its product is annotated as ribonuclease 3-like protein 1. The transcript is spliced from 4 exons. NCBI's taxonomy places the organism in Eukaryota, Viridiplantae, Streptophyta, Magnoliopsida, Malpighiales, Euphorbiaceae. The record is from RefSeq and is a predicted model, not a curated record. Bases 173 to 811 code for a protein of 212 amino acids.